Ceraceosorus bombacis is the source of this 4377-nucleotide messenger RNA. The record is from the annotation of a GenBank genome assembly. Lineage: Eukaryota; Fungi; Basidiomycota; Exobasidiomycetes; Ceraceosorales; Ceraceosoraceae.
AUGUUUCGCGCGGGACUAUCACCCUCUCGAUCGACGAAUGCCGAUCACUCGCCCUUCAACACCCUUCGACGUUCCAUCUCCUCCCACUCCAUCGACUCGGAUUCUGCAGCUCCCUCGACACCUACACGGAAGUCGGCAAGGAUUGCCAAAGGCUCAAAGACCUCGCCCGACAAGUCCCACAGCAACAAUCGCCCUGCUGGGAUCAGCUCGUCGCCCAGCAAAGGCAAAGUGGCAGAGACGCGCAUAACGGGCAUCACGGCUACAGGUUCUCGCUCUUCGUCCACAUUCUCACUCGGUGAUCUGCAAGACGGCGACUCGCAAAGCGCUUCAACAUCGGCAACAAGCGCAGAGAUGAGUGAUAUCGAGCUGGACGAUCCGGCUGAGCUCAGCUCUGGUCCGGGACCAAGCGCUGCUCCUGCCAAGCAGAACGUCGUCGUCUGCGUAAGGAUGCGGCCGGCGUCGAAUGGUCAGCCUGUGGAGCCCAUCUGGACGCUGGAUGCAGCGAAUCAGAAGAUAUGUCCCACUGAUCAACAUCCCUCGCUGGCCAAGCGAGCACCCUCGUCAGCUCCUCAGCCUUCGACGUCCAGCAGCGCGCUCAUGGCCGCCUCACCAUCCAACAACGAGCUCGAUGGCAGCUCUACCUACGACUUUUGUUUCGACUCGCUCGUAACCCCAGAGGCGUCCACGGAUGUCAUGUACGAGCAACACAUCAGUCCUCUUGUCACUGCUGCUGUCCAAGGGUACAAUGGCACCGUCUUCGCGUAUGGACAGACGGGAAGCGGAAAGACGCACACCAUGAGCGGGUCGAAAGAAGAGCCUGGUGUUAUCAGCAGAGCGGUUGAUGAAGUUUGGAGAGGCGUAGAAAGCGUGAGUUGCAAAAAGUGCACGUCUACCCUGACACGAGCAGCGGGUCGCUGAUGACGUGCUGAUGUCCCUGCUUGCACACCGCAGGACGAUUCGCGAGAGUUCCUGUUGCGCGUGUCCUACCUCGAGAUAUAUAAUGAGACGCUGCGGGAUCUCCUGGCGCCCUUGCCAGCUAGAGUCAAGAGCGGCUCGCUUCAGGAUGGCAGCGAUGAUGCUCGUCCAGCUUCGCCCACCAAAGGUGGUCACACGCCUUCGAACGCAGCCUCGGGAGGAGCACUGCGCAUCAUCGAAGGACCCAGCAGGGUGCAGGUGGUGGGCCUGCGGGAGGACAUUGUGACGUCGCCCGAGGAUGUGUUGUCGCUGCUCGAGGCUGGACAGAGACACCGGCAUCAAGCAGCGACGGACUGGAAUGAACGCAGCAGCAGGUCCCAUUGCGUCUUUACCAUCACAAUCGAGAGUCGCGAUAAGCAAGUGCAGGGUAGCGAAGUGCGCAUCAGCCAGCUCAACCUCAUUGAUCUAGCGGGCAGUGAGCGCGCUGCAUCGUCUCAGGACAGACGCAAGGAGGGAGCCUUCAUCAACAAGUCUCUGCUCACUCUGGGCACCGUCAUCGCCAAACUAUCCGAAGCUUGUGAAAAGGAUGAUGGCACAGGCAGCAACCAAGCCGCUUCUCAGCAUAUUCCGUACCGCGACUCGAAACUGACUAGGCUUCUGCAGAACUCGCUUGGAGGGAACGCUAGAGUGGCCGUCGUCUGUACGCUCAGCCCGCUAAAAGAGCACGCAGUCGAAAGCUUGAGCACCCUCAAAUUUGGACGCAGAUGCAAGAUGGUCACCACUCGCGCAAGACGUGGCACAGUAGUGGACGACAAGGCGCUUCUUCAGCGCUACCGUCGGGAGCUUGACAAGCUGAGAGCGAAGCUGGAAAAGAGUGUCAGCGGCGUCGUGUCCUCGGCAGGAGCAGCGCUAGACGACUCCUCGGUAAAGGAUCUCGAAAGCCGCCGUGAAGAAGCAGAGCGGGAUGUGGCAGCUGCUCAGAAGCAGAAGCAAGAGCUGAGAGGUCAAGUGGAACACCUUACGCGCCUGAUCCUCACUAGCAAGAGCAUCGCUUCGGAUAGAGAAUUGCAGCAGGGCCCCGCUUCGAUGCGAGAAUCCAGCACCUUGCUUUGUGCAGGAAAUGAUACCACACCUCGACGUGGACCUCGACGGACGGAUGCGGGGCUGAUGCAUCGUCCCUCUCUGCUCUUCUUGGAGGACGAAAAUUCGGCUUCUAAUUCUCCGAUUGCCGCGUUGCCAGCAGGUCCUCGGCCUUUUGCACUCGAAGCUGAGCUCUCUUCUCUAAGACGAGAGCUUGCAAAUGCACACUCGGCAAAGCGAGACUCUGAGACUGCGCAUCGCGUCGAAAUGGAACAGAUUACAGCUCGUGCAAAGGAGCUGGAGGCUACUAAUCGUGCAUUAGAAGAAGAUCUAGAUGCGGCUGAUGCUUGGUGCAAGCAGGCUAAGGUCGACUUUUCCGAGGCAGAAAGGAGGGAAGAGCAAGCACGAAUGGAAGCCAGAGAAGCAAGGGAGGCCAACAAGAUCUUGGAAUUGGUUGCGAAGAGCAAGGAAGCUCGUCAGCAGGGUCCUACAGAGGAGUCUGAAUUGGUCCGACAAUUGCAGCAGAAGCACGAAGCAGCAUUGGCUGCUUUGAGGGAAGAGCUUACCGCGACACAUUCCAAGCAUGUGCAAGAGCUCAGAGCGCAAAGGGCACAGCAAGAGCAAACCUCCGUUCAGCGCUCAGCAGAACUCACGAGAGAGUUGGCCACUGAGCGAGAAGCGUUGGCUGUGGCGCAGAAGGAGCUUUCGGACGCUAGGCUGGCUACUCUGAACGAAAACGCUGAGCGCGAUUUUGAGCAGCUUGUUCGGGGCGGUGCAGAGACUGUUGCAAACGCUGCGCCGAGCACCGGGUCUCGAGCUGCCCUGGAACGAAGGGAGAAGGAAGUGGCAGCUCGCGAAGCGGCAGUCGCUGAGAAAGCGAAGGAAAUCGAGACUAUGCGAAGUAACGUUCGAGCGCUGCCUGUCCCGACUUCGCCCAGCAUCGCUUCGACCGCACAUCAAUCAGCACGCGUUCGAGAAUUGGAGCAGAGCGUCAUUGGGAUGCAGCAGCAGACUGCGAGUCUGCAGUCCGAGCUGGAUAAAUCAAAGACCAACGUGGAGCAGCUGCAGAGUCAGCUCGAUAUCGUAAAUCGCUCAACGCUGACAAAUACAACAACCAGCUCACCACCUAGCUCGAUGAAGCAGCUCAGUGUGGACGAUCGCGCUACUAUCGUCGAGCUUCAGGUGCAAGUCGAGGUGCAACAAUCACGCAUCGCUACUCUGGAAAAGCAGCUGGUCGAGGCUCGAGUGCGAGGUCGACGACUCUCUGUCGCCACAGCUGCUGGGACGCCAAUCCCUGGCACGCCCAGAAAGCUAGCAGACGUAGGAGUGGAUGUUCACCGCUCGUCGCCUGUUCUUGCAGAGGCGGCAUUGCCACAAGCACCUGCCUCGCCUGUACGUCGAUAUGACCGCUUUGGGGCGCUUCAGGUCACCACCUUGAACACAGGCUCUCAAGCACUCAAUCGUGGAGGCUCUCUUCGAGAGUAUCGACGCUACGCUCCGACCGAGUCGCCGUUCGUUGGACGAGCAGGGCUGGCGUCUCGCUUCACCGCCAGCACUGCCGCUGGAGACCUAUCUGCGGCCUGCGCUUCUGAAGCUACGCAGCGAGAAGUGGCAGCGGCGGUCAGAGCCGAGAAAGAGGAGAUCGAAAGGUUGAACGCUGUCAUUGCUUCUCAGAGAGCCAUCAUGGCAGACUUGGAACGCAGCGUGGCCAAGUGGAAGGAGCGCUUGAUUGCCCAACAAAGCAUCAUCGAACGGCUUUCGAAGGAGAGCGCAAUGGACGGUGACCUGGAGCCCACGCAAGUCCCGAGGCAGGGCGACAAACUUGGCAAACCUCAUUUGCAAGAGGUGACGUUGAACAACGGACGCAAGCGGCUGUCAUCUGGUAGUGGUGCAGCCGUCUCUUCUCCGUUUCGAGAACGUUUCUCGUUGACUGCUCCUCUGCACGAAGGUUCGCCAGCUCUGCGAAGGACUGGCAGCACGAUCUCGGCCUACUCGCGCCACAAUGGUAGCUCUUCGCCUUACUACGGAGCGCACACGUUUGGCAGGGCACCGACAGGUCUCGGUCUGUUGCCCAGCUCGCCCAAGAAGGACGCAUCGAGUGCGAGCGGAUGGACGCAUAUAUCGGGCAGUGGACCGGAGCCUCUUCCUUUAUCAGAUGCUCAAGCUGCUGCAUCUUCCGCCUCUCGACGAAAACCUCGGCGGACCAUCGAGAAUGAUCUCGCUACCCUCUCCAGUAGCCCCCGGGUGGAAGCUGCCAAGAGCAAACUGCUCGAGCCCGCGACUUGCGGACAUGCUACGCCGAACGGAAGUCCUGGGAAACUUCACACCCCUUCUCUGAGAUCUAGCGCGACUUGUAGACCCACACGGGAUUACUACGUCUAA